UCAAACAAUGCCUCCCACGGUCAUUAUAGUUCGCAUAGUCGCACCAGGACACGGCAAAAUUUGUUGUUUGUAAAACCACUGAGCCGUUUAUAAGCAAACGGAGCCCAAUCACACGGUUUUAAGAAUCCCCGCAAUGAGAGAAACUGUUUCCAGAGAAUUGUGCUGUUAAAAACCAGGCUUUUAAAGCAGUUUUGUCAAAAGUUUGUGCAUGUGUCAGAGGAUUAGGAGUAAUGUUACCAAACUUGAAAAUGGUGUGUAACUUACUCGUACUGCUGCUUGUGGUGAGUCCGCUAGUAGCGCACGGAGAUGAAAGUGGUACGGGGAGUUUUGGAGCGACAGCCGGGGGACGAGCGCGCCGGGCUGUCACCGAUCUGACACCGGAGCAGCAUCAGGCGUACGUCGCGAGGCACAACGAACUGAGAGGGGGAGUUUCACCCGCAGCCUCCAACAUGGAACACAUGGUUUACGAUGCCUUGCUGGCAGCCACGGCCCAGGAAUGGUCCCAGAAAUGCGACUUUCGCCACUCCCGCGACCAUCCUUCCAAGACCCUGACGCAGACCCAGCAAUACGGGGACAACUACGGCGAGAACCUGGCCGUGACCAGUAGCGUCGAACAACCGGACGUGAACGCCAUCUUGCAGGCGUGGUACGAUGAGGUGCAGUUCUUUGGGUAUGAUGACCUGAGCUGUGCGUCGGGUGAGCAGUGCGGACAUUAUACGCAGGCUGUUUGGGCUCAAUCCAAUGUUGUGGGGUGCGGCGUCCACCACUGCCCUGAUGGAGUAACUGACAGCGACACUCCUACCUACGUGUUUAGCGGUGUGGCAGCUUGGAUGAUCACGUGCCACUACGCUCCCGCAGGGAAUUAUCAAGGGGUAAAACCCUAUAUUUCAGGCCCAAGUUGUACCAAGUGUGAUUCCGGUCUCGGCUAUUGCAUCAAUAACAACUGUGCCUCAGUAUCUGUUUGCGCUGACGAAGGUGGUUGCGCAUGCAGAGCACAGUGCGUCAACUGUGGCACGCUCAACCAAGCUGAGUGUCGAUGCGAGUGUCUGUCUGGAUGGUCUGGUGCCGACUGCUCGAUCGAAUGCCGCGAUACAAUCAGCGAUUGUACAACAGUCGCCAUGUUCCCGAGCGUGAAUUGUCCAGCGUUUAACGACCAGUGUCCAGUAGCCUGCUCUGUAUGCUCCCCUCCGGCAGAUGACGCUUGUGAAGACCCGACUGAGUCCACAACCCCAUCGGGGUCGAACAACGGGGGUGGAGGGACACAAGGGGGCGCCAACACGGAUGGGCCUGCCCCAACAGCUGCAUCGUCAACGCCUGAGCCGUGUACCCUACAGUGUGCUAAUGGCGGCUCCCUGAAUUCUGCUGUUUGUAACUGCACGUGUGCCAGUGGAUACCAGGGAACAACCUGCCAGUUUCGCACAGCCCAAGUACUGUACAGCGUGGUGUUCCGCGUACGACACGAUAUUGCACUUUUCAGUACCGUGAGGUCUGCGUUACUGGGAAGUGUAGCAGACGCACUGAAUGCAUACUGUGCGUCGAGUGACAACUAUCGGCAGUGCUGUCCUGAUGUCACGGAUCCUGCAACAAACAGCACUGAACUGCCUGACUUCAUCGAAGAGAGCAACGUGUUGGUGGCGUCAGGGUACCCCACUCCAGAGACCAGCUCUAUAUAUAGAGUGGGCGUGGUCGCCUUGGACGUGCAAUCGCCGCUCUGUGUUGCACUGAGCGUCGGACAGAGAAAAAGGCGAAGCACUCAUCAAGAAGGAUCCGAACAACGGAGGUUUAGGCGUCAAUCAGACAACUAUUUGGAUCAAAACUUGCUGAGCUACGCCAUAGCUGGAUAUCUAACUAACAUCAGACAACAGCUCCUCGCGGUCGACAGUACCGCCGACAUUUUGUCGGCUGGACCUGGCGACACCGGCCCCACAACUUCGCCAGUGACUACGGCUACGCCUACAUCCUCCAAUGUAAUCAUCAUUGUGGCCGUAGUCGCAGGCGUUGCCGUGCUGCUGAUCAUCUUUUGCAUCUUCGGCUUUGCGUGUUUGGCUGGUUCCAGACAGAUGGCGGGCCCCAAGUAUGACGAUCCGCCUAGUUACCCCUAUGAGGAGAGGGAACCAGCCAGGCGAAGACCAGCCACGCUGGCUCCCGAGUACUUCGAUAACGAUCCAAUGUACCACCCGGCAGGGCACCGGUAUGAUUACGUCAGCCCCGCACGCGAGCCUGUAUUCAACGACCAGGAAUACGCCUACGCCUACGCCGAUGCCUACCCAGAAGCAACCUACGAGCGACGGCUAGGGUCCCCUCAAUCUAAUCUAUACGCUCUCGAUGAACUUUCCCCAGCAGGGCGUGACUAUUAUAUUUACUAAGGCUAUGGGUCCUACGCAUACUAUACGUUCUUACCUAGUACCUUAGGAACCUACAAAGCAAUGACACCAAAGAGUCUUUGUUUUGAAAAUUACAGUCUUGCUCCUUUUGCUCAGAUAAAUUGUACCCAAAACUGAUUCUUUCUCAGAAAUUCUAUAAGAAAAAACCUGCAACAUCCUUAAGGUUUCUUAUACUUGCAGGGUUUUCCUCAAAUCCUAAAGGAUCCUUUAGGUGAUACUAUAGGAUCCCUUAGAUUAAACCAUUGCUAUGACGUCACACUAUUGUUAAAAGUGUGGAUUCGGAACUACGAAUCUGUUACGCUGGUCA
Patiria miniata (bat star) is the source of this 2691-nucleotide messenger RNA. RefSeq lists its product as uncharacterized. The coding region runs from base 231 to 2366 and encodes 711 amino acids. Gene Ontology annotation, cellular component: extracellular region. The record is from RefSeq and is a predicted model, not a curated record. The transcript has 14 exons. NCBI's taxonomy places the organism in Eukaryota, Metazoa, Echinodermata, Asteroidea, Valvatida, Asterinidae.